CUUAAAUUCGAUUAUAUCAAUUGCUGUUGACUGUUAGCGAACCAUAUACACUAUAUUAUUUACUCUCUUUCUGAAUAGUCGCGUUGUUUUCGACAUGUUAAAAUUUACAGUUUUUAUUUUUGCAAGCAUUGCGGUAUGUCAAAUCAUUAGCACUGAAGGAACGCCUGUAUUAUGUGGUCCUACGCCUAACGAGGUGUAUUCGUGCCUUGGCGCACCUAAGAUAGUGAGUCCUGAUGUAGCUAGCCAGUGUAACAGCAGUUUACCUGAGUGUGAAAGGAUGACGUGCAUAUUUAGAAAAUCUGGUUGGAUGGACGGUGAAAAAGUGGACAAGGUGAAGCUGUCCGCCCACUUCGACCAGUUAGCCAAGAACAAUCCUGAAUGGGCAGCAGGGGUGGAGAACGCAAAGAUUACCUGCCUGACAACUGAUCUGCCGGCACAAGGCAUUCAUCUAAACUGUCCAGCUUAUGACUCAACUGUCUGCACAUUCGCAAGUUUCAUUAAGAACACCCAGCCGUCUCAGUGGAAGUCGAAUCCGAAGUGCAGUAGGGCGCGUCAGUUCGCGGCCUCCUGUCCCAUCUGUCCUAACGAUUGCUUCGCGCCCCUCGUGCCAGUCGGAUCUUGCAACGCUUGUCUAAGUCUGCCUAGAUCGCCUUGAUUUGUUUAAACUAUUUGAUCUUAGUCUACCUAGGUCACCUUAAAAGUGUAUAAACUUUGUGCAUGACCUUUUAAAACGAUAAGUAAAGAUUUUUGAAACUUAA
Molecule: messenger RNA, 758 nt
Organism: Melitaea cinxia (Glanville fritillary)
Lineage: Eukaryota; Metazoa; Arthropoda; Insecta; Lepidoptera; Nymphalidae
Exons: 5
Coding region: 95-655 (186 amino acids)
Source: RefSeq, a predicted model, not a curated record